Molecule: messenger RNA, 1977 nt
Organism: Sphenostylis stenocarpa
Lineage: Eukaryota; Viridiplantae; Streptophyta; Magnoliopsida; Fabales; Fabaceae
Source: the annotation of a GenBank genome assembly
AUGGCAGACUUGGAAAACAUGCUUCUUGAGGCAGCUGGAAGGACUAGUUCGCCAGUGAGAAAGCGGCACAAGCCUCGGAACUCGAAAUCCAAACGUGAGGGUGGUGCGGCAUUCUCUGAUGGUGGAAGUAAUUCUAGAGAGGAAGACUCUGAUGAGGGUGCAAACAAGAAAUCACAGAGAUAUGCAUCCCAUGUUCCACUGAAGAAGAGAUUGGACAUGAGCAGAAGAAAUAGUAAUAAUAGUAUUCGCAAUGAGCAUGGUGGGGGUGACUUGGAGGAUGGAGUUCCUGAUAGGGAUGGUGGCAGCAGUGAAGAAUCUGAUGUUGGCAGUGAUCUUUACAAGAACGAAGACGACAAACAGAAGCUCGCAAAUAUGACAGAACUUGAAAGGGAGAUGAUUUUGUCUGAUAGAGCAACCAAAAAAUGUGACAAGGAAUUCAAAGAGAAAAUGAGAAUGAAGAGGGAAAACAAAAAUGCAAGUGCAAAGAUUAGUUCUGCUGCAAAUUCAUCUCAUCAUCCAUCAUCUGCCAAGGUUCGUUCCUCGGCUAGACAUGCUGAGAGGACGGCUUCCAAAGGAGAUGUUCUAAGUGAAUUGCGCGCGAAAAGGAUGAAGCAACAAAUCUUAGAUCCUCAUGAUAAAUUGGGAAAGGCUUCAGGAUCAGGCUCAAGUAGCAAGCAGACACCUGGGGUCGCGGCAAGUCCUAGUAGCUCUAGUCAGAGUGAGAGUGUUAUUCGGUCUGACAGUGAAAGAGAGUCAUCUGAUGAUGGUGGAUUGGGUGACAGUGAUGAUGACAAGAACAUUCUUGAAUCAAAGAUGCCAACGUUUGAGAACAUUAGGGAAAUCACAAUUAGGAGAUCAAAGCUUGUGAAGUGGUUGAAUGAACCAUUUUUUGAGGAGUUAAUUGUUGGUUGUUUUGUGAGAAUUGGCAUAGGAAAGUCAGAAAGUGGACCUGUUUAUAGGCUCUGCAUAGUGCAGAGAGUUGAUGGGGCUGACCCAAAUAAGCAUUACAAGGUAGAGAAUAGAGUCACUCACAAAUAUCUAGUUUGUGUGUGGGGCAGUGAGAACUCGGCUAAAAAGUUUCAGGUGGCUGUAGUUUCAGAUUCUGCACCAUUGGAGAAAGAGUUCAGACAGUGGGUUAGAGAAGUUGAGAGAACUUGCAGCCAAAUGCCGAGUAAGAUGAGUGUCUUGGAGAAGAAGGAGGCCAUAAGAAGAACAAGCGCGUAUGUUUAUUCAGCUGCCACUGUGAAGCAGAUGCUAGAAGAAAAAAAAUCAGCCCCAUCUAGGCCACUGAACAUCGCAGUGGAGAAGGAUCGUUUGAAGAAUCUGUUGGAGGUUGCAAAAUGUAAGAAUGAUGAAGCAGAGAUGGAUAGGAUCUUGAGAAAGCUCGCGGAUUUGGAAGCAUCUCGUAAAUCCCGAGAGAAUGAUGCAAAGGCUUUGAGGCUGGCUGAGAUGAACAGGAAGAACAAGGUUGAGAACUUCAAGAACUUAUCUGAACAUAAACAGUUGAAUGCAAAUUUGAAAGCGGGUGAGGAAGGCUAUGAUCCCUUUUCGAGGAGAUGGACAAGGUCGAGGAAUUACUACGGGAAAGAUACCGAGAAGAAUGAAGAUAAAGGAGAAAAUGAUGGUGAAGUUAGUAAGGGGGAAGAGAAAGAAGAAGAAGAAGCUGUUACAACAAAGGCUGGUGUUGAAGUCACAGAAUUGGCAUUGCAAGCAGCUGCUGAUGAAGGGAAGUUGAUUGAUACUAAUGCUCCUGUGGAUGGUGGAACAGAAUCAAAUAUGAUGCACGAUUUCGACUUGCCUAUCUCUUUGGCUGAACUCAAGAAUUUUGGUGGACCACAGGGACUCAAAAAUGGGUUUCUAGCAAGGAAACAAAAAAUAGAAGCAACAGUCGGGUGCAGGGUUUCUGAGAAUGAUGGGAGUCGGCAUGCACUUACAUUAACUAUCAGUGACUACAAGAGAAGAAGAGGACUUCUGUGA